GCAGACGUCGACUCGAACCUCCUCGGCACGGGCAAGGUGACCAAGGCCGCCAUCCUCGGCCAGCAGGGCGGCGUGUGGGCCCAGUCCCAGGGCUACAACCUCGCGCCCGACGAGCAGAACGCCAUCGUCGCCGCCUUCAACGACCCCUCGUCGGCCCAGGCGAGCGGCGUCCGUGCCGCCGGCACAAAGUUCCUCACCAUCCGUGCCGACGACCGCAGCGUGUACGGCAAGAAGCAGGCCGACGGCAUCGUGUGCGUCAAGACGACGCAGGCAGUGCUCGUCGCCGAGUACUCGCACCCGACCGUGCCCGGCGAGGCGACCAAGAUUGUCGAGGACCUCGCCGACUACCUGAUCGGCGUCGGCUACUAG
Messenger RNA from Rhodotorula graminis WP1, 369 nucleotides. RefSeq lists its product as uncharacterized. Gene Ontology annotation, cellular component: cell cortex. The transcript has 4 exons. Lineage: Eukaryota; Fungi; Basidiomycota; Microbotryomycetes; Sporidiobolales; Sporidiobolaceae. Gene Ontology annotation, molecular function: actin monomer binding. The record is from RefSeq and is a predicted model, not a curated record. The annotation marks the transcript as partial.